This is a messenger RNA of Miscanthus lutarioriparius, 4272 nucleotides long. The record is from the annotation of a GenBank genome assembly. Lineage: Eukaryota; Viridiplantae; Streptophyta; Magnoliopsida; Poales; Poaceae.
AUGGCCGCCCCCGCCGCCCGGAGGAUAGUCGGCGCUGAGGUUCCCAUACCCGGCUCGGACAAGCUGCGGUGGAUCGACCUCACCAUCCCCUCCUCCUCCGCCGCGCCGGCGAGCCCCUCCGAUCCCUUCGUCCUCGUGCCCCCACGCGCCGCCUCAGGGUGCCACAUCAUUCCUUCCGGCGAUUCUCAGUAUUACCUCUCGUGGAGGAUUCACGAGGAACACCCAAAUGUGCUAGAGGUCAUCGAGCUUAGUGCCUCCAAGGAGUUCCCUAGCUUUGGGUUGCGGUUGGUCUUCCAGGAGGCGCUAUGUCCAUUUGCAUUUUUAUGUGAAAAAGAGGGUCGCAGGCAAGGGGAGCUUGUAUAUAUGCUAUAUGUGCUUACCAUUUCUGGAGUUGCUCUCUUGUGCCACUUACGCAGUCCAUUUUCCUACGUAUCUGGUUCAGUGAUGCAUCAGGAUGAUAUAGUUGAGUUUAGUCUCCAAACUCAAGCUCAGAGUGCAAAGGUUACAGCGGUAACAGCGAAGCCAGGAUGUAUAGUGAUUGGUCGACAAGAUGGGUCCAUCUGUUCUAACAGUCUUGGCAAAUUAGCCCCGAACUCACCAGGUUUCUCGAAUGAACUACGAGAUGAUGCUGGGAUUGGACGUUUAUGGACUCUCGUGUCAAGAACAAAGACUGUGGGUCCUGUGCAGGAUAUAGUGGCAACUGUUGUAAAUGAAAGGGACCUGUUAUUUGUUCUUCAUUUGGAUGGACACUUGCGCAUAUGGGAUAAUCACAUGAAACUUCUCAACUAUAAUGUUCACUCAAAUGAUAUGGAAGGUCAUCCGUCCAGGCUAUGGGUUGGUGAGGCUGAUGAUGAUCAAGAGUUGAUAUCCUUGGCAAUUCUGCAUCAGAACACUGUGGUUCAAGAUUGUGAUUAUGUUGCUGUGUAUGGCUUCAGUUUUUCUGCUGCGGAAAGGUUCAUGUUCUCUUCUGAACCUUCAAUUUCUACUAUACCUUUGCUAGAGGGGAAGCUUGUGGACUUGAAAAUAGCCACGGAUAAGCUUUGGAUACUUAAAGAAUUUGGCUCCAUGCUAUAUGAAAUAUUGCAGUAUGACACCGAAACUGAGAAGAUUUGCUGUUAUGUGCUACAAGAAGAUGCUAUCAGUGAACUGUUGUUUCAAAGUUCUGACAAUGCAUUGGAUGAUUUGGUCUGGACAGCUGAUUCAAUGUUCUCCUCCUUGAAGGAGCAGGCUUUCACUUUUAUUUCAUCCAUGUUUCUGCGGAGGCUACUUCAACCAGGAGUAAACCACUGUUCUGCCCUGCGUGAAACCUUAUUAGAGCACAAAAGGUUCCUGUCGGAUUCUGAGUUCCAGUCACUUACAGCAAAUGGGCUACGAAAAGAGAUAUUAUCUAUUAUAGAACAAGAGGGAAGUUCACAGACAGCAAGCGCUACAGCUUAUCACUGGAAACAAUUCUCUGCACGGUACCUCCACAAUUGGUGCUGGAACAAUAAGCCAUAUGGGUUGCUUCUUGAUACUAAAAAUGAAGUGUUUGGUUUAAUAAGAAAGGGUUCAUUUUCUCUAUUCCGUUGUUUGGAGGGUGUGGAAAUGCUUAUUUAUGGUUCAUCUGAUGAAUUGCGCAAUAUUGAUGACCUUGGGAUGAACUUAUUGGAUGACAUAUCUGAUUUUGAACUCCUCAAUGAGGUCCUCAGAUGCAUGGGCCAUAUACACCAUUUACUGGGGAGAUCUUCCAUAGCAGUAUACUACGAAUCCCUAAUUAGUUCUAUUAUAUCGUCUGAUGAAGUUGCUUCACAUAUAGUAAAGAUUCUAGAGACGGGUUUUAGUCCUCAAUCAUCCUCAUCCCUCAUUGCAUUACUUGGAACGGAUACUUAUGUAGAAAGAAGGCAGGCAGCUCACAAAAGUCAAAGGAAGUUUUCUGUUGAGAUGUUACUAUCUUUUCAAAAGUUGCAAUCAAGAUCCGCAUCCUGGUCGGCAGUAUUCGAUGUGAUCGAGAAGUUUAUGAAGUGUUUGAACACAAACAUGAGCGUCCAAGAGUAUGGAUCAAAGAGAGUUUGUAAUGUAAAUUCUGUGUUACUAGUUCAAGCUACUUCACAGGUUGCAAGAACAAUGUUUGAGUGUGCAUUUGAUCUGUUUCUGUUCCUUAGUUAUCUGGUUGGUGUUGGUGGCCAGGUAAAGCAGAUGAACUGUCUUUGCACAGAAAGCUUGGCUGCUCUGAUUUUACAUUGGCUUGUUUACUUGACUUUCCAAAAUCUCCUGAAGGGGACGUUAUGUCACCUUGUUUUCCCAGUCCGCGGAAGUAAUCAAUCUACUGUUCUCAUCCGACAUGGUCAGUAUGAAGCUGCUCAGAAUCUGCUGGGAAUUCUGGAAACAUACUUGAACAAUGGAAAAGUAUCCCAUACUGGUCAAGAUGCAGAUACUGCAUGUUCAGCAUACCUUCAUCUCAAUGGAUUUUGCCUUCUGAUGCUUGCACAUGAUGAAGCAAAUAUUAUUUUGAGAGAAUCCAAGGUUCAUGAUGCUAUCCGAUGCUUUUUCAGGGCUGCAUCCGGGUAUGAAGCUCCAAAGGCUUUGCAGAACUUUUCAAUGGAAACAGGGUUUCAAGUUUCUGGGGAAUCUAGAUCUAUUCCUCUGUGGAGACUUAACUACUAUGAGUGGGCAAUGCAAAUUUUUGAGCAACACUCCAUGAGCGAGGGGGCAUGCCAAUUUGCUCUUGCUGCUCUUGAACUAGUUGAUAUUAUUGACGGUUUAGAUAAUGGAAUUGAAGCUGAGGGUCUUCCAGAGACCGCAGCAAUGAUUAAAGGACGACUUUGGGCUAAUGUAUUCAAGUACAGCUUGGAUUUGAAAAACUUUCGAGAUGCAUAUUGCGCGAUCGUCUCAAACCCAGAUGAUGAUAGCAAAUACAUCUGUUUGAGGCGUUUCAUCAUAGUUCUUUGUGAUCUUGGGGAGACAAAGGUUCUUUGCAGUGGAGAAAUUCCAUUCACUGACUUGGUAGAGAAAGUGGAGCAAGAGCUCUUCUGGAAGGCUGAACGCUCAGAUCUGUCGUCUAGACCAAAUCUCUAUAAGGUUCUUUAUUCAUUUGAAGCACAUAGGAACAAAUGGAGGAAAGCAGCUUCAUACAUGUACAGGUACUUUGUUAGAUUGAAUAGAGAAGGUAAUGCAGGUGGCACCCACCAACUUCCUCACGUGUUGCAAGAGAGGUUGCAUGCUUUAUCUGCUGCUAUCAACGCAUUGCACCUUGUUGAUCCCUCAUUUGCAUGGCUCGACUCUAUUUGCGAAGCUGAUGAUCAAAUUUCUCCAAGUAAAAGACCUCGGAAUCUUUUGAUGGAGAACUCGGCUUUUGGCACAGAUUCUGAGCUCUCUAGAUUACAAUUUUGUGUUGACAUUGAAAUCCUUGAAAAAGAAUACAUAUUAACAGAAGCACAGUAUAUGCUCAGCUCUCGGAAAUCAAUAUUUGAUUUUUCAGAAAGCCAAUCAAUUGAGUCCCUGAUCGAUAUUCUUAUAAAUGAGAAAUUGUAUGACUUGGCCUUCACAAUUGUGCUCAAAUUUUGGAAGGAGUCAGGAAUGAAAAAGCAAUUGGAGCAUGUCUUUUCAGUCAUUGCUCAGCAAUGCUGCCCGAACAGAGCAGACAACAAAUCAAGGAGAAGUUUGACUGGCAGUCAACAAGUGCCACUGCUGCCUUCUUCUGAGAACGAUGCAUGGGAGAUCAACAAUAAGAGUAUUCCUGUGACCCAACAACUGCAGGGGAGCAACCACUGGGAAACCCUUGGACUAUAUUUGGAUAAAUACAAAGAUCUGCAUCCUAGGUUGCCAGUCAUUGUUGCUGAGACGCUUCUUUAUACUGAUCCCGAGAUUGAGCUACCACUUUGGUUGGUUCAGAUGUUCAAGACUAACAAGGCAGGGAACAAGAUCUCGUGGGGCAUGUCUGGGAAAGAGGCAGAUCCUGCCGCCUUAUUCAGACUAUACAUAAACUACGGACGCCAUGCAGAAGCCACCAACUUGCUGGUGGAGUAUUUAGAGUCGUUCGCAUCAUCGAGGCCAGCGGACCUUCUCCACCGCAAGAAGAUGUCCGCCGCUUGGUUCCCGUACACGGCCGUGGAGAGGCUGUGGUGCCAACUGGGUGACAUGCAACGCGCCGGCCACAGCGUGGAUCAGUGCGACCGGCUCAAAAAGCUGCUGCACGGAGCCCUGAUGAGCCACCUACAGCAGGUUGUGGUCGACUCGGAUGACGUGCUGUCGUCAGUUGGAGAUGGGCAGGGGAUGGAGGGCCAGAGCAGCUGA